Molecule: messenger RNA, 1015 nt
Organism: Aspergillus aculeatinus CBS 121060
Lineage: Eukaryota; Fungi; Ascomycota; Eurotiomycetes; Eurotiales; Aspergillaceae
Exons: 1
Coding region: 409-918 (169 amino acids)
Source: RefSeq, a predicted model, not a curated record
CAUCAUCCGACCUUAUAGAUGACCUUCUCGUCCCGGGCCCUACCUGGCCCAUUAUUCCCUGGGAUGACCAUAUUUGCCUUAUGGAUGAUUUGAUCGGGCGAAAGCAUAUAAGCAACAUGCGUCUGACAGUACGGGAAAUUGUGGAGAGGCCGUGCUCCCAAAUGAUCAGGCGUGUCGAUUGAGUUGGUGGAAAUUAGGAGUGGUUAGUGGCCCGGUUCAACGCGCAGACUAAGGCACCGUCUAGCUGCUGGUGAUUACUAGUCGUUAGCAUGGUCUCUAUGGGACCUGGUGAGGUGCCCAUUCGGUCGAAGUUUUCUUGAUCAAAUGGGGAAAGUUGCCUGUCACCGUCAACAUUAUUAUCAACAAGGAGACGGAUGCCCAUGCGAUGAUGACACUUAGCUUUUGCCAAUGUUCAAAGACGCGGUCGGCCUGCGAAUGAGGGUGCACCCACUUUGUCUGAUCAACACGCUUGGAGUUCGUUGGCGUGGUUAUCUGUCGCAUGCGAUGAAUAAAUAUCUGUCGUUGCGAACUUGCCGAUCUCAGACCACCAACGACUUGUUAGAGAUUACGAGAUCGAGCAGGCAAUGGAACUGUGGGUGGCUACGAGAGUUUCAACAGCUGAAACCAACCCCAAUCCCAGCCCCAACCCGAGCCAUAGCGCCGAGAAUGACAGGGGAAAAGCGGAGCAUCAACGACAUCAAGCUCGCUAGAGCAAAAUUCAGGAGCCACUCUUCUAAACCGAACGACGGGGGGCUUUGCUUCCGCUUCCGGCGAGGUGUCCAAAUCCCAAACCAACCCCAUGAAGAAAUUGAAGAGCGAAGGAAAAAAAAAGAAAAGAAAAUACCAGAAAUGAAAUUAGAGCCCCUGGGCGGAUCAGCCGAACAUCGCUCAGAAUGUGGCCUGGUGAGUCCCCUCUGAUUCUAUCCAGAAUCAGAUCGACUGGGCGGAUCCGAACCUAAGACUUCGGAUCCAGCAAGCGACACUAGGUAGGAACGUUGACGAUGCUGAUGCAGCG